CUGUGACCUCCUUCUUAGCAACAGAUACAUUUCGCCAAAACAAAGUUGCAAAGUGAUAAAUUUCAUUAUAUUUAUCAAUAUUCGAAGUUAAGAAAAUGUAAAAUAACAUUAAUAUUCGUACCGUAACACCAAGACAUGUCACGUUCAACAAUGUCAAAGUCCCGUUCGGACAAGGGAUCAAAAGAAAAAGAAAAGGAUCGUGGAGGAAGCACAUCUGUACCUGUACCAGCCCCAAAUACAGAUGUGAUUCCAGGCCGAUUUACAGAAAGUGACUGGCACAGUCUGGUAGAUAAUGAGCAUAGUGAGGAGUUUGUUGUAGAUAUUGUGGGUGAUAUUGUCAAUUCUGCUUUGAAUGUUAUAUACGAUAGUUAUAUACAAAGACAGCUAUAUCCGUAUACAAUAACACAGGCAAAAGAGGAUAUUCUUCAAGUGAUUGAGUGGCAAUUUUUAGCUAGAGACGAGGGAGAGGGUGAUCCUGAAACAGAUCCAACGUGGUUAGAAGAUCAUGAGCCAUUGCCAUGCGUACAAGAUGCUUGGGCUCAAGGCUCUGUUCCUAGGCGACAUUAUCCCCCAGCCUCUCCAACGAUAACAGAAGCUGACACAGAAUUUACAGUAGUAACACCACUAUCACAAUAUGACAUCAUUGAUGAUGAUAUGGCCACUGUCAAUGAUACUGCUACACUGGAGGAAGAAGAGAUGCAGGAACAAGUGAAAGACGAAAAACAAAGCAUAGAAGAGGAAGAGAAGGGCACAAGUGAGCCGUCAUCGAAAGAGAAAUCAAAAAUGAAAGCAAAGUUUAAAUACAAGGCAUACACAGGACGUUUAAAGUCAGCACCAUUGAAAAACGUAGAAUCAUUAGAUGAUACAGAGAAAGCACUGCGAGAGGCUGAAAAUCCACCAUCACCUCCAAACGCUAAAGAUGCACUUAUGCAACAUAUGCCAUCGUCCUGUCACUCUAUACUCAAGGUUCAAGCAGGGCGUCCUCCUGGAAGUAAAGAUGUAACUUACGAUGAAAAAGGCAAUGUUGUAUCAAUUGUUAGGUUAGAUCCAGACAAGUUACCGUCACAUAGGGUUAGAACAAAAUAUAAGAUAGUAGACCCAGCAGUGGAGGCAGCGCAUGCAAGACUCAUUGCAAUGAGGACAGGACGCUUCACAAAAUCUACACAACAAAAUGGCUCAAAUAAUAAAAAUCCUACAGGAUAUUUUGAGAAACCCAUAACAGCUCAUACCAAUGUGAAAAAUUUCAAGAUAGAUGGCAGUAGACUGACUGCACCAGCAGUCAGCAGUAUGACAAUGGCAAGUAACACCACAAUAUGCAGCCAGUUGAAACAAGCCUAUGAAGCCAAUACAAACCAGGCCAUUGUAACAGCCCUACCGCCACCUCUGAUUGAGAGCAUGGAGCUGUCACCCGGCGUGAUCGUAAAGGAAGUUGACAGAAUCAAACGAGGUCCUAUACCUCAAAUGCGCCAUGCUGGCCUUGUGACCUCGGCAAAACUCCGUUCCCUACGGCCACUAGCAAGUCAUACCAUUGACCAGGAAUUAGCAGUCUCAGAUAUUCUUAAUUCACAGACACCUGUAGUACGUCCAUUGCAUUCUACUGAUCCAAUUCCACCAAUCACAUCGCGUACAGCAGUGCAUUCAAAUUAGCAGUCUUAUUCCACCAAUCAUAUCACUCAGCCUACUUUUCAAAUUAGCAGUCUUCCUGUAUUUAGUAUUUUAUUGAAAGGACAUCCAAUUGUUAAAAAAAAUAACACAAAUUGUUUUAAUAACACAAUAGAAUACACAGGAGCAUAUUCAACUCUUGUAUCAUUUUAUGAAUAUUUACAUGUGAUUAAUACAAUUUUACAUGUGAUGAAUAAAUUAAGAAAAAUUAUAACAAAAACAGGCUUAGUAUCUUUUACAUGUAAUGUAUUCAUAUAAUUAUAAUUUGCAAACCACUUAUUCAGUAGCUGAAGUAAUUACCUUUAGAAAUGAUUUAUCAAACAUGAUAUAUUAUAUAAUUUAUUAAGGUGUAAAUACAUCAAUUUAUAUUUUGUUUAUAUUUGUUUCUUCAAGGAAGGUACUAGGAGCAGUGGCAUAUCAAGGGGUUUGUGGGCAUGGGCCCCAAAAAAUACUCUCUCCCAGUGCCCCCCCCCCACUAAAAUUUUUUGAAGCAAAAAAAUUGCCCUUAAGUAAAAAAUCACCUUAUUUUGCAAGCUAGCACACCGCUAUCGAGCCUUUCCCUUUACCUUUGCGCCCCACCAGCCCCCACCCCAUUUCAAGACCCCUAGCUUUGCCACUGACUAGGAGACAGUAUUUCCUUAAAAAUGAAUUUAUGAAAUAUGGAAAAGUUAAAAGUGGAUUAUAAUAUGCCUAUUACAGUAUAUAAACACUAUUAAUAUAAAAUAAUUUUAAUUUAUUUCUUUUAUUAGCAUUUUUUAUGAAACCAAACCAGGUGCGAUCUUCAGUGUGUGUGGAUUAUCAUAAAAAAAAAUUGGAUUUAAUGAUUUUAAAUUAGUAUUUUUUACCAGUAUUGUUACUAUAGUGAGUGUGUGAUACAGUGGUGUAUCUAGGGGUGCGCAUGAAUCAUGGCCCCCUAAAAAAAAGCUUCCCCAGUCGCCUACCCCCCCCCCCCAAUUGAAUAUGUUGCAAGCAAAAACAUCAAGCUCAAGUAGUUAAAAAUCACCUCAUAUUGCCUUAAUUUGGAGGGUAGUUCCCACUCACUUAAUAAUCAAUGCCCUCCCCACUUCAUUUUCCCCCACCAUUUCAAGACUCUGAUACACCACUGAUGUGAUACCCAACCAGUGUGAAUUUUAGCUGUUAUAUCAGCUCUAAACAGCAAUGAUAUAGGUACUAUUAGUAUUACUGUGUGUGGCAUGCAACCAUUGCAAACCUCUUGUUUGUGUGUGAUACCCAACCAGUGUGAAUAUGUAUCAGAUUUGGUUGUGUUUGCAAUACACUAGUGUUUUCGGAAUUUUGAAAGAGGGUGUUUAAUAAUCAACCAAUGUGAAUAUUUCCUCAUGGUGCCACAAACAAAGUAACUGCUUUAACAUUUUGUUGUACAUUUUGUAGAAUUGUAAGGUUUCUAAAUCACACUGUUGAGCCUCCAAGCGUUUGCUGCAGCAUCUGUUAAAAAACAAAUAUUGCUUUAAAAAGUAUGUAUAAUUAUUAUCAUCUUUAAGUAUCAUCAGUGAAUUUCAAACAAAAACAAGUAACCAAGAUUUACUGUUUUGUUUGUUGUAUGAAGGAGGUAGAAGUUAUAUAUACGGUAGUACUAACUACCUGUACUGUAUAUUGAUAAUGAAUUGUAAAUAAAAAUAAUGUAAAGGGUUUGCCUAGA
This is a messenger RNA of Anneissia japonica, 3319 nucleotides long. RefSeq lists its product as uncharacterized. The transcript has 10 exons. The record is from RefSeq and is a predicted model, not a curated record. The coding region runs from base 136 to 1647 and encodes 503 amino acids. Lineage: Eukaryota; Metazoa; Echinodermata; Crinoidea; Comatulida; Comatulidae.